This is a messenger RNA of Metarhizium acridum CQMa 102, 1431 nucleotides long. NCBI's taxonomy places the organism in Eukaryota, Fungi, Ascomycota, Sordariomycetes, Hypocreales, Clavicipitaceae. The record is from RefSeq and is a predicted model, not a curated record.
AUGGUGCCACCGGUGGAGGUGAAGCCACGUGGGAAGCCGCGUGGAAUGCGCCGAGACCGGGACUGCCACAGCUGCAAGUCGAGGAACAUCAAAUGCGACUUGAAUCGUCCAUCAUGCUCGCAAUGUCUUGAAGCCAACAUCGCAUGCGGCGGAUAUCCGCAGCGCGUCAUCUGGGCAGCGGAUCGGUUAGGCAAGGAUUCUCAAGGUGUUCUGUUGCCAGCCCCCGCUUCAGCUUCCGGCUCGUCGCCGUCGUCAUAUGCCACCAAAGUGCCCAAGAGGCAGCGCAGAGAGCCCAAGUCAACGCUGUCCGACUGCAAUGCCUUGUCGCCAGACCGAGACUUGACAAAGACGCCAACCAGCGAUGCCGCUGCGGUAAAGAGCGAAAGUCCCGUCUUGGAACUGCGUCGCAUGCCCGCCACGGACCAAAACAGCUUCAUCACCAGUCUUAUCGCCUUUUACCAACACAUUAUAUCAACGGACGGGUCCGCGGCAGACCAUGGCCAUCAUCUCUCAUCCGAAGCUGUCCGGCUCAUCUCCAAGCUGCACGAUCUCAUGAAGGCGCGUAUCGAGGGCCGCUUGGCUGGGUCGUUUGCUGGGGGAGACAUGCGGGACUCGAUAGAUACGGCUCGCCACCGCCUUGCUGCCUUGAUUGGCCUCAACGAGGCCCUUGAAGCCGCAAACCCCUUUGCCUUUCUGGGAAUCGCCGCCUUUGCCGUGCUAGAAGUGUGCGACAGCCCUUUCGGCGAAUGGCAGCGGCACCUCCACGGCGCCAAAUCCCUUCUAGAUUACCAUUGCCCCGACCCGCCUGCCUUGGAACAGCUGUCCCACACCGUAACAGGGUUAACAGAAAUUGUUGCCAGAUUGGUCUGGUGGGACACACUAGGGGCCAUUGCCAGAGGCAGCAGGGGUCUUAUAUUUGACGACUGGCAUCGGCAGACCCUUGACCAAAGCAUCUUUCAGGUUGUAGGCUGCUCGGCAGACACGUUUGAUCUGUUUAGCCGGGUGGCCAAGGGCGAAGUCGCAACUGAUGCCUUGAGUUGCUGUAUAUUGGCCAUGGACCAGCUUGCCAGGAUCGCCUCGGAUGAGUCUGCCUGGGUCCUCUCGGCCAACGUCAACAGAUGUGCAUCCGCCAUUGCGGUGCUGGCCCAAUUUGAGGACACGGCAGAUGGGCAUGCACAGAGAGCCAUGGAUUCGGCGGUUGAGCGGGCUUGCCAACUGAUUUCUCGCAUGUCGCCAUGCUCCAUCUACUAUAUUCACGUAGCCGUAUCGGCAUAUUUGGCCGGCAUGCACGCGGCCUCGACUCACCAAUGCGAAAUUCUACGUGCGUAUUGGCAUCACUGCAACCAUGCAGGUGUCCAACGUUACCCUGAUGGCUUGGCAAAAUGCGAAGAGCGGUGGAGAGCUAGAGGACUGACCGGACGUGUCUCGUGA